UUGAGGGAGACGGACGGACGGGCCGGCGGCGCUUCCGGCGUGAGGCGUGCGGGGCCUGGCGAGCGGGCCGGGCCGGGCCGGGCCCCGCCAUGGGCAUCCUGGAGAAGAUCUCCGAGAUCGAGAAGGAGAUCGCCCGCACGCAGAAGAACAAAGCCACUGAGUACCACCUUGGCCUGCUGAAGGCAAAGCUUGCAAAAUACAGAGCUCAGUUGCUAGAACCCUCCAAAUCCUCAGCUGCUAAAGGAGAAGGCUUCGAUGUGAUGAAAUCUGGAGAUGCCCGAGUGGCGCUGAUCGGUUUUCCUUCUGUGGGUAAGUCCACGUUUUUGAGUUUAAUGACCUCAACUGCCAGUGAAGCUGCGUCUUAUGAGUUCACAACCCUGACGUGUAUCCCAGGAGUUAUAGAAUACAAAGGAGCCAAUAUUCAGCUGCUGGAUCUGCCUGGAAUCAUUGAAGGAGCAGCACAAGGGAAGGGCAGAGGUCGGCAGGUGAUAGCUGUGGCGCGGACAGCCGACGUCGUUAUUAUGAUGCUGGAUGCCACAAAGGGUGAAGUACAGAGGGCCUUGCUGGAGAAAGAACUGGAAUCUGUAGGAAUCCGGCUGAACAAAAGCAAACCAAAUAUCUACUUCAAGCCGAAGAAGGGUGGAGGUAUCUCCUUCAACUCAACUGUCACAUUGACUCAGUGCUCCGAGAAGUUGGUGCAGCUCAUCCUUCAUGAAUAUAAAAUCUUCAAUGCUGAGGUCCUCUUCAGAGAGGAUUGUUCCCCUGAUGAGUUCAUUGACGUGAUUGUAGGCAACAGGGUCUACAUGCCGUGCCUCUAUGUUUAUAACAAGAUUGACCAGAUAUCUAUGGAGGAAGUGGAUCGUCUUGCUCGGAGACCCCACAGUGUUGUAAUCAGCUGUGGCAUGAAACUGAACCUGGACUACUUGCUGGAGAAGCUCUGGGAAUACCUGGCACUUACCUGCAUCUACACCAAGAAACGAGGACAGAGACCAGACUUUACAGACGCCAUUAUUCUACGGAAAGGGGCCUCUGUGGAGCAUGUGUGCCAUCGAAUUCACAGAUCGUUAGCCAGCCAGUUCAAAUAUGCCUUGGUGUGGGGGACAAGCACAAAAUACAGCCCUCAAAGAGUGGGCUUAACCCAUAUGAUGGAGCAUGAAGAUGUCAUUCAGAUCGUAAAGAAGUAACUCUCUUCGCUGGUGCCUGGCCUUGUCUUUAAUCACUAGAAUUGGAACUGACCACAUAAAAGCAAAACAAAACAAAAAAAAAGAAAAAAAGAAAAAGAAAAAGGGAGAUGUGUUCCACAGCCAAGAAAGCUUCCGUGAAGCUCCUUCUCUUGGAGAAAGGCAGAAAAUGAGGCUACUGUACUUGCAGGUGGGGAUGGGGAAGAUGGGUUUCCAUCUUGCGGCAUUUCAGGUGAAGUAAUUCUUCUUAAAAAAGGAGCCAGUUCUUCUAGGACACGGUUCCCACAGCCAGCAUUGCCCUGCCCCUAGCAGGGUUUGCAGAUGGAUCUGUGUGUUAACCUACCAGUGGCUUGCUUAACCAGUGGGAAGUUUAUGGGUUUGUGUGAACAAAUCUGGCCCUGUGCUUUGGGACAGGGAAGCCAGGGCUGAGAGACCAUUGCUGAUGCUUUGCUGCCUAUCCAUUCACUUAAUUUAAGAAUUGUUCUGAAACGGAAACAAAGUUCUCCCUCCCCUGCUUAUUGAACGCGUUGUCUCUGCAGCUUUCACCGUUGGGAGACUUCACUCUCUGCAUCUGAGACAAACCCCGGUGAAUUUGUAAUGGUCCCACCUCAAUUAACGUUAAAACGUGGCACUCUGUGCCUCUCCUUAGCUCUGCAGUAGAGUUUGUAGGACAUCCUGGUCCAACUGGUACUGAGAGAGAUGAGAAAUGAAACCUUGUUAAUGAAUGAUUAACCUGGCCAAACUGCAGCAGGGUAUGAUCAAAGAGCCAUAGACUGCAGUGAGAAUUCACUUCUGGCAUAUCACUCAUUGAGGAGCUGUCUUGGGAGUUUCCUCCUUUGCUCUUGUCCUGCCCGUUAGUCCCCAGGAGUAUUGCUGGGGAUCUCAUUCUUUCUCAACCGUGCCCCUAAAUUCCAGUCACAGCUCUUUGAGCUGAAGGUACCAUCCCAUGCCAUGGGUUUUACCCCAGCCCUGUUAAACAUCGUUGCUUUUCUGGGUAUUUUUCAUCAGAAAUCUGGGAUUUUUCUAAUCAUGCUUUUUCAUUGAAUACUGAUGCUAAACAAUUCAGAGUGCCUGAUAGAGAACAGCUCUUUCCUUCUGGGAUCAAGAGUUGCCAAUAGCUUUUAUUUUCUUUCAUUGAAAAAGGGUUCGGUCUGAUGUGGAUUCUUAACUGUGAGGACAGGUCUGAUAGCAGAUUUGUCUGAGCAGGGCUCCUUCCCUCUCCUUUGUGCUCCUCCCCACCCCUCACAAACUGAUCGAGCAGAAAUGGAAGGAUUAUUUUAUUUGAGAAAAUAAAAGUUGCUAUUUCAUGUGAA
Messenger RNA from Harpia harpyja (harpy eagle), 2494 nucleotides. RefSeq names its product developmentally regulated GTP binding protein 2 (gene DRG2). The transcript is spliced from 13 exons. The record is from RefSeq and is a predicted model, not a curated record. The coding region runs from base 90 to 1184 and encodes 364 amino acids. Gene Ontology annotation, biological process: cytoplasmic translation. Gene Ontology annotation, molecular function: GTPase activity; GTP binding. Lineage: Eukaryota; Metazoa; Chordata; Aves; Accipitriformes; Accipitridae. Gene Ontology annotation, cellular component: cytoplasm.